Selaginella moellendorffii is the source of this 966-nucleotide messenger RNA. Its product is annotated as fatty-acid-binding protein 1. The record is from RefSeq and is a predicted model, not a curated record. Gene Ontology annotation, molecular function: intramolecular lyase activity. The transcript is spliced from 4 exons. NCBI's taxonomy places the organism in Eukaryota, Viridiplantae, Streptophyta, Lycopodiopsida, Selaginellales, Selaginellaceae. The coding region runs from base 109 to 888 and encodes 259 amino acids.
GUUGAUAUCUUGGAAGCUCUCAUGGAAAAGAUUGUGUUUUCCACUGGGGUAAUAGGACAAACUCCUACCUGGGUUUAGAUAGCCGUGAAAGAAAGAGAGAAAAAGAAAAUGGAGGCCAUGGCUCGCGGUGGCAUGCCGCCGUGUCGCUCGCCGCGACCUCCCGCGGCUAUGGCAGCAGCAGCCGCCGCGGCAGUCGCGGUAGCAGUGAAUUAUUCAUAUGCUCGUCUCAAGCUUUCUCUUCCUCCUCCCUCUCCAUCGCCAUUCUUCGCCGCCAUAUCCAUGGCUCUCCCCUCUCCUCCUCUCACCGUGGAAUCCUCCACCGGGGCCGAGUUCCCUGCUUGGAUCGACAGCGAUGGCGCAAAGCUGGAGCUGGGCGGCACGGGAUUGCGCAAAAAGAGCAUCUUGGGCCUCAAGAGCAUCGUCGUCUACGCCUUUGGAAUCUAUGCCAACGCCGCCAAGCUCCGCGAGCUCAAGCUUAAGGAUGACAAGAAGGCGAUCUCGCUGGCGGAGCUGCCAUGCAUGGAUGCGGAGAUGAGCGUCCGGCUCGUCAUCGUCUAUGGCAAGCUCAAGAUGGGCACCGUGCGCAGCGCCUUCGAGGAAUCCAUUGGCGGACGCAUCAAGAAGUUCUCCGGGGCCGAGAACAAACAACUCCUCCAGAGUUUCACUCAGCUCUUCAAGGAGGAUAUCAAGCUGCCAAAGGGGACAGCCAUCGACAUGGUCCGACUCCCCGGUCACGUCCUGUCCACCAGAAUCGAUGGCCAGGAGGUCGGGAGUGUCAAGAGCGAACUCCUGUGCCGCUGCCUGUUUGAUCUCUACAUUGGUGACGAGCCAUUUGACGUGGCUGGCAAGGAGGCGAUCGCUGCAGGACUCUCCUCGAUGCUGAGUUGAGUACUUUAUAUCUGCAUUGGUUGAUUGAUUCCAAUGCCGGGAAAUAAAAAAGCAAAAUGCGAGAGAGCUUCUUUCUUG